Molecule: messenger RNA, 2751 nt
Organism: Teleopsis dalmanni
Lineage: Eukaryota; Metazoa; Arthropoda; Insecta; Diptera; Diopsidae
Product: probable G-protein coupled receptor CG31760
Exons: 12
Coding region: 9-2666 (885 amino acids)
Biological process (GO): G protein-coupled receptor signaling pathway
Cellular component (GO): membrane
Molecular function (GO): G protein-coupled receptor activity
Source: RefSeq, a predicted model, not a curated record
AAGCAACAAUGAAAUGCAUGUUGACAACAUGGCCAACAACAACCACAACAAAAACAACAAAAACAGCAACACCACCAAUAAAAAUAGCAUGUAUACAGUUAAGUCUUUGUUGUCAGCAACGGAAUCAACUACACGUACAACAGCCAGAACAGAGCCUAACAAAACGAAUUCAACGAGUUCAACUAAAGCAACAACAAGCACAAGACCAGCAGCAACAACAAAGAAAAGAACAAGACCAAGUGCAGCAAAUCAAAUUUAUACAAAAACAAAACUACUGUUACGCCAACGCACCGAAAAUGAUUCAACUGCACUCAACUCGUUUGUCAACAUUGUUUUCGGUACUUUUGGUUACAUUAGCAAUUUUACAAGUUGAGUAUGCAGCAGCGUUUGUAGAUGAAGCUGCUGCGUCAACGGCUACAACAACAAAUCUCGCAGCAUUAAAAAGCAUUGUGCGCAUUGGUGACGGCAGCAUCAUAACCAGGGAUGCAAUUGAGCAAUCUCUGGUGACAGUACAUGAUAUAGCAACGGAAAAUUUGGGCACAUUAUGUAUAUCAACACUGUAUCGUCCGCUCCAAGUUCCCAUUAAUUCAGAGCGUUAUGAUAGCUCGAGACAAAAGGCUGAUUUGGUGGCAUCAAUUCUAUUGGAUGUGGGCAUAAUACGACACGGGGGACUUUCGGAUGCACUUGCCAAAGGAUUACUAAGCGAUGACUACAUAACGAGCGCACGUAUCUUGGCACUAAAUCUAACAAAUGGAGCAGUACAGUCAUACGUUUGGUGGAUAAAAAGUAAUCACGAGAAGACAGGGAAAGCGCAACGCUUUGAAGAAGAAGGAUUACAAAUAGGGAAAAAGCCUGCACAGAGCUACCCGUGGUUCGAUGAUGAAACCACUUCGCCCUCAUUACGCUCACCUAAAUUCACACCUAGCCCACCGAAUAUUUACUACAAAGGCUGGUGGACGUAUCCAUACUUCUCAUGCACGCUCAGCAAAUGGAUAUUAUCGUACAGCAUAGCAAUACCACCGAGCGGUCGGCAUGGUUUACGUGGCUUCAUAAGCAUCGAUAUCGAUGUAACUGGUCUGAGGGUCAAUCAGUGCGAGGCGCUAACUUACCGUUUCAAUUAUCAGCAAAUUCAAACACGCCGCCUACAUUUAGCCGACGCACAAGUGAGCGAAGCCAUUAACGACUUACAGGCAUUUCAUGGCUCACAUAAAUGUCAUCGAGAGACCAUGAUGUGCGAUUAUCGUCAACCCACAUCAGAGGCACCCACAAUAACCACAAAUAAAAUACUAACAAUGCCGAACGCUUGGUCACGUGGUGCCUAUCAAUGCUUAUGCAAGCGUGGUUACUACUCUGAACGCCAUUCAGAUGGUUUCAAUGGCACCAUCAUGGAAAUCGCAUGGAAGGAGCAUCAGGACAAUGUGAGCGAUUAUUAUGCAAAAGUUUUCACGUGCUACAAAUGUGCACCCGGUUGCGAUUUUUGCACAGGACCUGAACCAUGUUUAGCUGAUUACAACUGGCCGUUUAGAAUAUCCUUACUAACAAUUUCGAUCGGUUGUGCUAUCGGUACGUUCAUAUUAGCUGGUUACUUAUUUCGGCAUCGCAAAGUUAAAGUGUUUAAGGUGGCCAGUCCAAUAUUUUUGCUGAUUACACUAAUUGGGUGUGCAAUUAUGUAUUGUGAGAUGAUUGCAAUAUUCCCCUACUUGGAUACGAGUUGGUGUAUUGUAACAAAAUGGACACGUCAUAUGGGCUUCUGCAUCACAUACACUUCCUUGCUAAUGAAAACAUGGCGUGUUUCUCUGACGUAUCGUGUAAAAUCAGCACAUAAAGUCAAAUUAACUGAUAAACAACUUUUGCAAUGGAUGGUUCCGAUUUUAUUGGUGAUGCUUAUAUAUUUGGGCACGUGGACUAUAUCUGAUACGCCCUAUGCCGAAUUUAUUCACGAUCAAGAUGGCCUGAAAUUCAAGCAGUGCUCAUAUAAUUGGUGGGAUCAUAGUUUGGCUAUUGGUGAAGUGUUCUUCUUAGCCUGGGGCAUUCGUGUCUGUUAUAAUGUACGAAAUGCAGAAUCACUCUAUAAUGAAGCACGUUUGAUAUCGUAUGCCAUUUAUAAUAUCGCCAUUGUAAAUAUUAUAAUGAUCGCAUUCCACCUUUUCAUAUUUCCGCAAGCUGGUCCAGAUAUAAAGUACCUUCUCGGAUUUAUACGGACUCAAUUUUCCACAACAACUACAAUCACGCUGGUGUUUGGUCCUAAAAUAUCACGAGUACUUAAAGGACAAGGUGACAAAUGGGAUCAAAAAGCCAAAGUACGCAGCAUAACUGCUUCAUUUUCAUUGAAUGGUGUUGGCUUAGUUCCAGAAGACUCACCUGAUUUAUAUCAGGAGAACGAGGAACUUAAGGAACAAGUGCAAAAGCUGGCGCAUCAAAUUGAGUUCAUGAAGACUGUCCACAUGCAAAUGAAUAACCGUCAUCUGAAACCAAAACCUGGUGGUUACUUUACAAUCACCUCAACAUCAUUUCAAGCGCCAUUUACCAAGAACACUAUGUCCACUGUACAAACACAGACAACUAAAUGUGGCAUUAGUGACGAUCCACACAGUAGCAGUAAUUCUGUUGGAUUUCCCACCAAUUUAACACCGUCAAAAUCUAAACCAGUUAAGGAGAAAGUUUGACGAGCCCAACGAAGUGUAAAAGAUUGCUCAAACAAUUUUAAUUUAGAUAAUAAAAACGCUGUCGAUGACAAGGAAGCAGACAUGG